Thlaspi arvense is the source of this 717-nucleotide messenger RNA. Lineage: Eukaryota; Viridiplantae; Streptophyta; Magnoliopsida; Brassicales; Brassicaceae. The record is from the annotation of a GenBank genome assembly.
AUGUACCCGGCUAGUUCCAAUGACAAAGCUUGCAACAACUUCGCCCAAAAGUAUUUUAUUGAUAUAGCUGAAAGCAGUAACGAGGAUAAGCUACAACUGUUAGAAGCGAUAACUCGUACUUUCCGAAACAAUGAAGAUGCUUGGGACCAUCAUAUGAGUCCAAAUUCAGGAGGAUUAUCAUCUAGCAGUCCAUCCUUGGUGGAUAACAGCAUAGGAGGAGUAUGGACACCAAAUAGUCAACAAUGGGGCAUACCACCAAAUGCUCAACAAUGGGGUUCAUCCCAAGCUGCUCUACAAUGGAGAACACCACCUUGCUCAACCAUGGGGCACACCACCAAAUGCUCAACAAUGGCGCACACCACUGAACGCACAACAAUGACGCACACCACCGAACGCUCCACAAUGGGGCACACCACUGAAUACUCCACAACGGGGGUUUGCACCAAACCAGACACAAAAUUAUCAACAAGGGGGGUCAUCAGGAAUAGCUCUCAUCAAUUUUCAUUAUGGAUUUUCAGUUGGAAGUCAAGAACAAAAGAUAUUUUGAAAGAACACCAGUCCAAACUGAAGGAUGUUUGGGAUGGAGAAAUAUUUGGUAUUAACUACAACAAGAUAAUGCUGUUUAUUUUCAUUUACAGCGAAUGUUAUUGCCAUGUUUCACAACAUUAUGUGAUACGCUUCAAACAUAUUAUGGACUACAGCCAACAUUAUAUAUAA